Cyprinodon variegatus (sheepshead minnow) is the source of this 6036-nucleotide messenger RNA. RefSeq names its product receptor tyrosine kinase-like orphan receptor 1 (gene ror1). Gene Ontology annotation, cellular component: signaling receptor complex. The transcript has 12 exons. Gene Ontology annotation, molecular function: ATP binding; protein kinase activity; protein binding. Bases 277 to 3129 code for a protein of 950 amino acids. Gene Ontology annotation, biological process: multicellular organism development; cell surface receptor protein tyrosine kinase signaling pathway; positive regulation of kinase activity. The record is from RefSeq and is a predicted model, not a curated record. NCBI's taxonomy places the organism in Eukaryota, Metazoa, Chordata, Actinopteri, Cyprinodontiformes, Cyprinodontidae.
GUUGGGAAGAGUUUGCGCUCAUUGGGAUAGAGAGACACACACACACACACAAUUGGGAGUCCGGAGAGAGAAGAAGGAAAGAGGAAAGUUUCCGCUUCUGUCUUUUUAUCCAGAUACUUUCGGUGCGCCUUUUGGAAGGAAAAACACGGACAGCAAACUCCGAAGCCUGCGCGCUGAAUUUGGAGACUCGUUUUGUGGUGGAAAGAGUGUCAGGGUGAGAUAUUGCUCGGAUUUGGAUGUGAAACGCGGACCAGGGUGUGAGACAGAGCCGAAGGAAUGUAUCGUAACCGGGCAGCGGUGCGGCUGUGGAGAUGUCCAGCCUGCGCUCUCUGCGUCUCUCUGCUGCUCCAGUGCGUCCUGGCGCUCAGCGCGUCUGGAUCUGAGCUCGCCCAGGACCUCAGUGUACACGCUGCCACCACAUGGAACCAAACAGACGUGCCCUUCAUCCGCCUUGAGGCUCCCAUGAACAACAUCACCACAUCUCUGGGUCAAACAGCCGAGCUUUUUUGCCGGGUGUCCGGGAACCCGACGCCUACGGUGCGCUGGCUGAAGAAUGAUGCCCCAGUUGUGCAGGAGCCAAGGCGGGUCUCCUACCGAACCACGCAGUACGGAUCCCGCCUGCGUAUCCGCGACCUGGACACUACAGACACAGGCUACUUCCAGUGCGUCGCCAGCAACGAUCAUGGCUCCGUUUCCACAACUGGGGUGCUGUUUGUCAAAUUUGAUCCACUCCCCACACCUCUGUCAGGAAGACCAACGGUGGAUCUGAAUGAAGAUGGAUUCUGCCAGCCCUACAGAGGCAUAGCCUGUGCUCGCUUCAUCGGAAACCGCAGCAUCUACGUCGAUUCCCUGCAGAUGCAGGGGGAGAUUGAGACUCAGAUCACAGCUGCCUUCACCAUGAUCGGAACUUCCAAUCACUUGUCCGAUCGUUGCUCCCAGUUCGCCAUCCCUUCCCUUUGCCACUUUGCCUUUCCAACAUGCGACCGUACCUCAGGCAUUGACAGGCCUAGGGACCUUUGUAAGGACGAAUGUGAGAUACUGGAGAACGAUCUGUGCAAGACUGAGUACAUCAUUGCCCGUUCCAACCCCAUCAUACUGAAGAGCCUUAAACUGCCCAACUGUGAGGAGCUGGCUGCCUCUGACAGCCCGAAGGCUGCCAACUGUUUACGGAUUGGGAUCCCCAUGGCUGAGCCCAUCGAUAAAAGUCACAAGUGUUACAACAACACUGGAGCAGAUUACAGAGGCACCGUGAGUGUGACCAAAUCGGGGCGCCAGUGUCAGCCGUGGAACUCCCAGUAUCCCCACAGCCACACCUACCUGGCAGUCCGUUACACCGAGCUGAAUGGGGGGCACUCUUACUGCCGCAACCCUGGGAACAAACACGAGGCCCCCUGGUGCUUCACGCUGGAUGAAGGUGUUCGCAUGGAGCUCUGCGACAUUCCAGUCUGUGACCAUAAAGAUAAGUCCAGUGGCAGCAUGGAGAUCCUUUACAUCCUAGUUCCCAGUGUGGCCAUCCCAUUGGCCAUCGUCUUGCUUUUCUUGUUCAUCUGCGUUUGCCGUAACAACCAGAAGUCCUCCAGGCCUCCAGCUGCUCGUCCACCCAAACCAGUCCGAGGUCAAAAUGUGGAGAUGUCUAUGCUGACAACUCCCUACAAACCAAAGGGUAAAGCCAAAGAGCUCCCCAUGUCGGCGGUGCGUUUCAUGGAGGAGCUUGGAGAAUGCACGCUGGGGAAGAUCUACAAGGGUCAUCUCUAUCUGCCAGGCAUGGACCAGGCGCAGCUUGUGGCCAUUAAGACUCUGAAAGAUAUUUCCACCAAUCAGCAAUGGACAGACUUUCAACAGGAAGCUGCUGUGCUGACUGAGCUCCAGCACCCGAACGUGGUCUGCCUCCUUGGUGUGGUUACGCAGGAGCAACCUGCCUGCAUGCUAUUCGAGUUUCUGCCACAAGGAGAUCUUCACGAGUUCCUGAUUAUGCGGUCGCCGCACUCUGACGUUGGCUGCAGCAGUGACGAGGACGGCACUGUAAAAUCCAGUCUUGAUCAUGGAGACUUUCUGCAUAUGGCCAUACAGGUUGCUGCAGGGAUGGAAUAUCUAGCCAGUCACUUCUACAUCCAUAAAGACCUGGCAGCAAGGAACAUUUUAGUAGGCGAACAGCUGCACGUGAAGAUUUCUGACCUGGGUCUCUCCAGAGAAAUCUACUCCUCUGACUACUACUGCAUCCAGCCUAAGACUCUGCUGCCCAUCCGCUGGAUGCCCCCUGAAUCCAUCGCCUAUGGGAAGUUCACCACAGACUCAGACAUCUGGUCAUUUGGGGUGGUUCUGUGGGAGCUCUUCAGCUACGGCCUGCAGCCUUACUAUGGCUUCUCCAACCAGGAAGUGAUGGAGAUGGUGAGAAAGAGGCAGUUGCUGCCCUGCCCGGAGGACUGCCCACCAAGGUUUUAUGGCUUGAUGACAGAAUGCUGGCAGGAGGGACCAGCUCGCCGACCACGCUUUAAAGACAUCCACAGCCGCUUGCGAGCUUGGGAGGGGCUGUCUUCCCACGCCAGCUCCAGCACUCCCUCCGGUGGAGGAGGCAACGCCACCACUCAGACAACCUCGCUCAGUGCCAGUCCCGUCAGCAACCUCAGCAACCCUCGCUUUGCCACCGCCACCGCUGGAUACCUCUACCCUGCCCAGGCCAUCCCUGCACCUGGGCAGAUGGCGACUAUUCCUGCCUGGACUCCAAUGGCUGUCCCACAAACCCAUCAGCGCUUCAUCCCUGUCAAUGGAUACCCCAUCCCACCAGGAUAUGCAGCCUUCCCAGCUCACUUUGCCCCUCCAGCUCCACCUACUAGAGUCAUCCAGCACCACCUGCCGCCUCCUAAAAGCCGCUCACCCAGCAGUGCCAGCGGCUCCACCAGCACGGGCCACGUCAGCGGGGUGCCUUCCACCACGGGCUCCAACCACGAGGCCAACACGCCACUCCUCUCUCACUGCGUCACGCCGGGGAACGGCGGGGGUCAGGUUUACGGACAAGUCUCCCAAAAAGGGGUGACGCAAAUUGACCACGUUUCGCAAACUUCAGCUCUGCUCACUCCAGACUCUGAUGUGAUUAUGUACAAUGACUCAGUCAUCACCGCGGACCUGUGAACAGGCCGGGGCAAUGUUCCCUCUCUCUUCCUGCUCCGGAACCUCAUAUGAGACGUUCUGCCUCUCAGCCAGAGAGCGAGAACCACAGCUCAACUUCGGCCUUAGUGAGACCAGACAGGCGCAGGCUUGUUCACACUGCUAAAUGUGCAAAAAAAAACAAAAAAAAAACAAACAAAAAAAGCAUUGCUGCAGCUACAUAAGUAUUGCAAAGAGAUGUCUGACUGUAAAGUGUUCUUAGUGUCUUGGUUUAACAAUGUUGCUAUGGUAACCCUUGUAAAUACAAUACAUUAAAGUGUUGAGUGAAUGAAAAAAAUACAUAUAAGUAUAUAUUCAAAAGGAACUUUUUAAGCUUAUGGUUGAAAUAAGUAACAAGUCCACCCUGGUUCAGUUGAUUUUAUUGGACCCUUGCAGGCAGUGAGUUUGUGACUCUGUUAAUAGACUGUUUCAUAUAGAGACAUAAACAUUCAUGAAACUCGCUCACGGUGCCUUUCAGCUGCGCUCCAGAAUACCCACACCGGCCUAAGCAAUGAAACGUUGGCUCAAGCAGGACCAUCUACUGGCUUUCUGUGGGUUUCCUGCUCCACCCUUUGGACUCCAGACUCCAACAUGUUUGGUUCUGUGCCUUAGAGUGUAGCCCCCACCCGACCCCACCCUCACUGUAAAGCAACAGGAAUUGAGAUGGCAUCUACGGGGAUGCAGCUCAAUUUGUUAUUGUCAAGGUCAAGCAUCAACAUACCCUCGUCAUUCACAUCUUUUACCAUCGAAAAUGACAGCUGAAUGUUUGUUUUAUUUUAUUUUUUCAAUCAAAGUUGAUGAAACUUCCUCUACAAUCAAAAAACAUCUCCCCUCUGCUUAAAACGGCUACGGAGUUCCCCCCCAAAACAUCUUUUUUUUUUGGUCAGCAUUAUCAAACUAGUCCAGUUUGGAGAUAUAGCGAGACGUUCUCAUAUAGUAGUCACUAAUCAAAACAGGGGCUAUACUAGAAUGAAUUUCAACAGUGUAAUAUAAGUACAAAUUUCCAUUUAACUUUUGUAGUUAAUGUUUCCACCAAACAAUGACUUUUUGCUGGUCUUAGUCUGAUUUAAAUCUUUCUGGGGAUUUGAUGUAACUCUACCUACCCUGUAACAGCAGUGUACUCCCUAAAUGCUUCUUUAUGCAUGGCUAUUAUCAUUUGCAGAAAAGGUUGAUGAAGACGGAAAAUUAAAGUUUUAGAAGAAAAACUAUUCCUGUUUACAUUUUCCAUUUCAACGUCAUAAAUUAUUAGUAUCAGUAUGUUUCUUGUUUAUUUUUGGAUUUUUUUAAAUCAACAUAUAUGAAAAAUUGCACAGUCCGUGUUAUUAACAACUGUUUUAGCUAAAGCCAAUCUCCUGUGGUUUUGUUUUCAGUGGGUUGGAUGGUGGAAAUCGGCAGUUAACUCCCCUAUGAGAAUGUUUUCCCUAACUGAGAUUCUUCUGACCGCUUUCUAUUAAAAUAAGACUGACUUUAACUAAUCAAAACACCUGUAACUCAGAAGAAAAAAAAACAAAAAAACAAUCUAGAAAGGGUUGGUAAGGUAGUGGAAGGUUGUGCGUGCUCACAACUAACCCACACAACCCUGAAAAUAAUUCUUAAUUAAAUUCUUUAAACUUUUAUACCAACGCAGCCUUUUAGAGAUUUUUUUAUUGACAAUUUUAGUGCUUUAUUUUUUUAAAGAGUUGCUUCCCAGAUGUGUCUUUGUGGGGUUUGUAUUUAUUUUUUUUUACGUUUUGAGGAAAAGUAAUCAUCCAAGAUAUCAUUGUAGGAAGUUUAUUGUAAAUACACAAGGCCUGUAGCAGAUAACGGUACUAUGGAACAUUCUAGGGUCUCUGAAAACAGUUGGAAGUCAUCGUAUGUGCUUCAUGCACCAGGUCCUGUGAAUACAGUGUACUUUAGUGCAUUUUGCAGGCCAUGCUGGGUAACAAGCAAGUGGCCUAAGUAGCGAGGGAGGGAAAAUAAAUCAAAUUUGUCUGUUAUUUCUACAUCUGUAUUUAUUCGUCAGUGUCAUAGUGGCUUACAUUCUCUCUGAUACCUUUUUCCAAAAUGAAGAAGUGUGUGUUUGGUAAAUGCUGAACUCUGUACUCUAUUUUUUUUUAAUAGUAAUGUCAAUUAAUUACUAAAUAUGAAGCUUUUGGCAUGUUUUUUUUUUAACAGCAGUUUAUCAUCAUCCCCCUUUUUUAUUUGACAAUCCUCAAAAUGCAAAUAUUAACAAAGAUACUUUGGGCUGUGUGUGUGUGUUACUUAUCUCUGUUAGAAGGCUAACAAUCAGUUGUGUUUGACCAUUUUUUUGUGCUGCAAACACUUUUUAGCAGAAAACUAAGUUAAUAGAGAUAGAAAAUACUUUAUUUACUUCAAGAGGUAUUUGAUUCAAUCAGUCCCCAAGUUUUGGUAAAAAAGGACAGUUAGACAAAAUUUCUGCUUUAUGAAUUUUUAUAGGAAACAAGUUAAACGUGCACAAAGGUGAUUUUAAGUCAUAAGUUUGGGGGGGUUUUACAGAUUUUUUAUUUUAUUUUAUGAAGUACAACUUUACUUAUGAUUAAGACGCCUGUCUUGUGUUUGUUUUUGCUUUGUUUUUUUUUUGUUUGUUUCUUUUUCUAAAGUAGACGGAGCUACCUAUAACCGAGUUUGUUCACUUCCACCGUGAAACAGAUGUGUAAGUGCAAAAACCACUUGUACACAAGACUGUGAAUCUUUAUAAGGUCUGUUUGAGUUAUUUUGUUUUUGCAGAACCAUCAUAAAUGUGCCUUUUUAGUCCUUUUUUUUUUAAGAACCAACACAGUUUUAUUCUCACAUUAGGUUUAUUCUCAUAUUGACCAAGUUAGGCCUUUUCUUUGUAAUUCGCCCGAUUGUUUUUGCACAAAUGUUUUUGUAUUGCAAAAAUCAUUAUUAUUA